Lathyrus oleraceus (garden pea) is the source of this 1221-nucleotide messenger RNA. RefSeq names its product serine/threonine-protein phosphatase BSL1. Bases 1 to 1221 code for a protein of 406 amino acids. The transcript is spliced from 10 exons. Lineage: Eukaryota; Viridiplantae; Streptophyta; Magnoliopsida; Fabales; Fabaceae. The record is from RefSeq and is a predicted model, not a curated record.
AUGGAUGAUAAGAUGGAUGUCAAGACUGCUUUCCUUAAUGAGAAUCUUCUUGAGAAUGUGUACAUGACACAACCUGAAGGAUUUGACAUACCAAAAAAAGCCCAAAAACCAAAGCAUUUUUUGUUCUCUCACUCACAGCCGCACCUCCAUGAAAAUAUUCUAGCUUCAAUUCUCAACAUCGUUCCACCACCAUCAUUCACCACCCACCACCUUCAACUCUCACCACUCACCGCCCAAUUUUCAAUCCACGCGCCGCUUUCGGUUUCCGCUGCUUCCACACCUCAGCUCAUCUUCCAACGUUUCGUGGCUCGCCGCUCUUUUCCGCCAACACACUCACCGCUAAUUCCGUUCCGGUAUGUAUUCAAUCACCGUUCACCACCUAGGUUUUUAUAUACGGUGGAGUAUGAGGAUUGCAGGAUUGUCUUGUUGCAGGAUUGCUAUACACUCCAGUUAGGUAAUGUUGGUGUUGUUUCUGAUUAUGACUUGACUAAAGCAGAAAACAACCAAUUUUUAAAUUAUAAUGGAGACACACCAAGUUUGGAUGAUGGACCAGAAACCCCGUCAUUUGGUGGCCCAGGCUUGGACAAAUAUUCUCUGGAGAAACUGAAGGAGGCAUCAGCUGCUGAAGCUGAGGCAGCUAGUGCUGUUUGGCAAUCUGUGCAAGCUAUAUCAAGUAGUCCCGCUGAUGAAACAUCUGUGUCAGAUGACAACUCACAUGCUGCAGACACAGUUGCAGAUGGAAGUGACACAGAGGGAGAUGUUCACCUUCAUCCUAGAGUUGUUGUAGUUGCUAAAGAGGCUAUAGGUAACCUAGGUGGAAUGGUGAGACAAUUGUCACUCGAUCAAUUUGAAAAUGAAAGCAGACGCAUGCUUCCCAUAAACAGUGAUUCACCAUAUCCUACAAAAAAGUUCACCAGGCAGAAAUCCCCUCAGGGUUUACAUAAAAAGAUAAUUUCAAAUUUGCUCAGGCCUCGCAACUGGAAAGCGCCUGCAAAUAGGCGGUUCUUCUUGGAUUCUUAUGAAGUGGGUGAGCUUUGCUAUGCUGCUGAGCAAAUAUUUAUGCACGAACCAACUGUUCUUCAGCUGAAAGCUCCUGUCAAAGUAUUUGGUGAUCUUCAUGGUCAGUUUGGUGAUUUGAUGCGACUAUUUGAUGAAUAUGGAUUUCCUUCAACCGCAGGAGACAUCACAUACAUCAAGAAAUUUUACGUUAGAUACACUUGA